AUGAGACAGUACGAGUACGAGUACUCUGCCGCACGGACCGCACCCGAUCCGCAAUCCGCAAUCCCCGAUCUUAGGGCCGAGGGGUUUGUGAAAAUAUGUGGGAAUCCGAAACAACAAUUAGAUAAAAACCCACUAGGCCGUGCACAGGAUCUUCAACUUUGGAAUUCCUCUUCUUUGUAUGCUAUGAUGUUGGGUAGUAAAGAAGGAGAAAACAUAACUUACGGUGACGGAAUUCCCGAUGAUCGUCGACAAUAUACCGUAUACGGUUUACGGCGUGGAAUGAUGGUACAGUGUGAAUCGCGGAUCGCAGAUCAACCAGAAGACCAUGGGUCAUGGGGAAGUACGAAUACAUAUGCGGAGAUGCGGAUCAUACAAUCGAGUAGAAAAACUUUUCGACCCCUACUCAAGGGAAAGAAAAGAGACUAA
Messenger RNA from Tremella mesenterica DSM 1558, 426 nucleotides. RefSeq lists its product as uncharacterized. The coding region runs from base 1 to 426 and encodes 141 amino acids. The transcript is spliced from 2 exons. Lineage: Eukaryota; Fungi; Basidiomycota; Tremellomycetes; Tremellales; Tremellaceae. The record is from RefSeq and is a predicted model, not a curated record.